GAGACCCCGCUAAUUUAGGCGUUUGCGUUACUUCCCUUUCUGUACAGAUACAUAUACGGACAUGUAAUUAAAUAUGGGCCGGAAAAGUGCCACUCUUUCUUGUACACCAAGGCGUUCUACUCGACCAGUUAGGUCAACUGAUGAAGUCCAAAUACCUGAAAAUAAGAAAUCGGUUAAUCCAGCUAAAAAGUCAAGUCGGUUGACCACAAUCAAGAAAAGUGCUUCCAGUAACAAAGAUGAACAUCUAUCCGCUUUGAAUAAGCAUACAAAAAGACGUAGUAAACGAAUUAGUUCAAGAGUAGAAACACAGAAAUCAAGUCUUAAAGGAACAUUGGGUUCGGAGAAAAAAGAUGAAUUGUUCGGAGACGAUAAAGAGUUAUUGACAGAUCGCCACUUUCAAGAUGAGUGUAAUGACAGCGAUUCAAGUGAUUUCGUAUCCCAGUGCUCAAGUGUUGAAAGACCUAAAAGCAAGAGAAAAGGCAAUUUGCGUUUGUUUUCAGAAUUCAAACCUAAGAAUGUGGCUAAAAAACUGAAUAAACCAUUGAGAAACGUUAAUGUAGUUGAAAAAUUUCAAAGUAUUGUAAAUAAUGAUUCAGACGACGAAACAGAAUGGGUUGAAGUGGAUGAUGAGCCAACUAAUGAAUUAGAUUUCAUGCAUAACCUUUUGAAUUUCAGUUCAAAUACUGUACCUUGCGAAGAUAGAGAAAAAAAGCCUACAUCACUAACUGUGGCUAUCCCUUUUGAUAGUUUCACUAAAAAACAUUCUAAACAAGAUCCAAAACUUCUCGAGUUACUUGCACUAAAACGCAAACUAAAAGAACAUUACACAUUGAUGCAUUCAGUUCAUGUGUUAUGUUUUCUUGCUCAUAGUCGUGUGAUAAAUCAAACUUGUGACAGUUCCUUAUGUUGGGCUUUAGGUAUUUCACUUUUGGCUAAUACAAAUGCAGUGUACAAUCAAAAAACAAAACAGUUUAUCAGAUUAUCAUUGUGGUCAAUUGAACAUGUAGAAGCGUGUCUUGUUUCAUUGUUGUCUUAUCAAGGAAUGCAAUUAUGUACUGAAAAUAAUUCAUGCGGUGAUUAUGAAUACCAGCUUGUUCGUCGUCUUUCAGAGUCGAAAUCAACUGAAAGUGAUUGUCUCAUACUACUUGUUGCAGCUCUUCGUUCUCUUGGAUUCGAUGUACGAAUAAUCCUUGGUCUUCAUCCAAUACCUUUAUUGCCUAGUGAAACAGCGACCAAAAUGCUUACGUCUAAAAGUAAAGAAAUUAAAAGUUCAAAUAAGGGAAAACAUAAUCGAAAAAUCAUUUCUUCAGAUGAAGAAGACAUAUUUGAUACCAAUUUUGAUCAUCAUUAUUAUAAUGAGAGUUCAAAAUCCAGCAUUACUCUGUUUGCUGAAGUAUUUCUACCGAAAUUGAAUCGUUGGGUAUGUAUUGAUCCAUCAUCGCCUACAGGUGUUGUGGAUAAAGUGAAUUUCAAAAAUGGAUCUUUAUAUGUUGUCGGUGCUUGUUCUGUACGAUCAUCGAGUCCUGAAUUAGUAUCUUAUGUUGGUAGAAAUCCAGUUGACCUGUCUCCUCGUUAUGUUCAGGAUUGGUGUGUUUCUGCUCGUACUCAUCGCAUUCCUGCUGAGAAGUGGAGUAGUUUUCUUGAUAUACAAAGUAGAUUUUUCGAUAAAGAUGCCGUUGAAUAUGAUGCUUUAGUUUCUAAGUUAAAUACAGUCCCAACUUUUCAACGAGACAAAAAAGAUAAGGAUUCUAUUCAAGAAAAGCUUUUAUCUGAACCUCUACCUAAACGUGUGCAAGACUUUAAGAAUCAUCCACUGUAUGUUCUCCAACGCCAUUUACUUAAAUUUCAAGUUAUUCAUCCACCUGAUUCAAUCCCCUUGGGAUAUUUUCGUAAUGAACCGGUUUAUUCUCGUGAUUGUCUUCAUCUUUGUCAUACCAGAGAAUCAUGGUUAAAAGAGGCUAUGGUAUGUUCACAACACUAUUGUUUUCAAGAAAAAUACAUUCCUAGAUGUUCUCGAAAAUGUUUCCUUCCGCAAAUUCAUAUUAUAUCCCUCAUCUUUCCUAUUAUCACUAACUAUGUGUAAUACCCUAGAAUCUCUGUACUGAUGUAGUUUUGCAACUUGAGUCGAUGCACUUUUUCCAGAUUAUACGUUCCAGAUAACUAUGACUAAAGAAGAAUAUUAAUGAAAAAAGUUUCUGAAAUAUGACAGAAAAUCGCCUCCUAAAUUGUUUUACUUCUUACAUACUUGAUGGUUAACUGUGGAAUUCCAACUCAUUGGCCAUGUGUACUAAGCUUUUAGCCGAACCUAGAAAUAUUUCUUUGCUGUUAAAACCUAAUUAAAUUAUACUGGGUGUGAUCUCGACACCUUACGAUCCAAAGUCACUUGGUUAUAUCCCAGUGAUUAUCUCACAAAACUCACCCAAAAGCCAACGGGUUACAUAAGGAUAUCAGUCAGUCAGUCUGCUACAGCGUAGAGCCAGACACAUUAGUCCAAGUUGCCAUAUCUCAUUAGCACAACAAGAUGAACACCAAAUCCAUAGAAGUAGUUAAUUCAGUGAUGGUAAUAUAUAAAAGAAAGAUUGCAUAUAAGGAUAUAGUACAGGAAAAAAGAAUUAGUUCGUAGAAAGAAAGAUAUGAAGCGAUUUUAAUCUCAUAGUUUAAAGGAAGACAAAGAGUAUAUACACCUACGCUAUUGUGAUCGAUUCUGAGCCAUGUCACCCAGAGUCACACGGACCCAAACCAAGUAGUCUUCAUCUACCAACGUGGCUCAGACUAGAAGUUAGUGACUUCAAGGACUGAUGCCACGUUUUGAUUUGGCCGCCCCUAUCUUUCUUCCAACCAUCCCCUACCAAUGGUGUCAGCAUUGCGCGUCGUGAUAAUCGGUGUUCAUGCAUACGCGACACAUGGCCCAACCAUCUUAGUCAAUGAAGAUUUACAACCUCAUCAACUGAUUUACCAUCAUUCCCUAAUACCUUGCAUCUAAGCUCACUAUUACUUACCCGGUGAUCCCAGCAGAUGCGAGCAAUAUUUCUAAGACAGUUGUUGCUGCCUUGAUGUGGUGGUCGGGCUUGCCUAUCGUGCUAAACCAAUCGAUCUAUACUGGCUGGAACAAUCGUUCUUCAAGGUCCUACUAUGCCAGACAGGUCAGUUGAAGAGCGAUAAGACUAAAAGCAGCAAACCCAUGGUCUGAGGACGAAGUCGUGCUGCUGACUGUACAGAGGUGUUACGGCAGUAAGAUGUUUCCUCCAAUACAACCUUCCCACAAGGAGGGAUGGGGUUAGAAAAGGUCGACCUUAAAAAUGCACACAUCUCCUUAUCCCACGAAUAUCCGUCUCCAGCAGUAAGGUCUCAACAAGUACGGAGCUAACACGAAAAUUACCCACAAAAGUGUCGUGUGUGACCGACCUCAAGCAGUUGUCCUUGGGUACUACGGUGAUGCUCUCGGGUCACUAAGACCACCUAACCCAAUUUCCUUUUCAAGUAUCUCCAGAAGAACUCUUCCACAGUGUGGGCAACCGGGAAGUGAUAACCGCUCUCAUACUUCCAACAACACUCAAGACCACUCUAUUCAUAAUCAAACUCCUUCGUUAAGGAUAAUAACCUUGGUACAAUCUGAAUUUCACAAACCCAUGGUUGUAAUUAAGUUUACUUCGUUUGUUAGUCAUCAAUACCCAUACUUACAUCUACAAAGGCGUCUGGUCAUCAGUAAUGUAUGUCAGCCCAUCAUUUGCCUUAACAGAUUAUGCUAAACUAGUGCAGGACUAAGUUCGUUAAAGCCCAAACUUUGAAAGACCAUGAUAUUAACACUAACCGAAGAAUUGUGUUAAUAUGUAACGGUUUUUUAGUUAUAUCGAUAGUGAAAAACUGAUUUGAUUAUAAUUCACUGUCUGAAAACCAUGUACCUUAGCGACUGUCUUAUAUCACUACAUAGUUACUAUUCUGUUACUUUAGAUUUAAACCCUCUUUAAUCGUAAGAAACUGCUAAUUGAUAUCUCAGCUAUUUAGAGUUUUGGUCCGGUUUUUCACAACUUUUUUAAGCACACUUCAUUGUCAAAACGUUGUAUAUAAAGAUUUCAAGUACCAGUAAAUAUUUAUUCAUAGGUAUUCAGUGUCAUAUGUGGUUGCUUUAUUUUCCUUUUUUGUAUUUCCAUUCUCAGACCGUUCGUCUUCAUGAAAAACCCGCGAAAGUUGUUAAAGCUCGUUUAUCUAUGAAACGUAAGUUGUUACAAGGUUCCGAUUCUGCACCUGCAACUGUUGAAAUAUUCGGUCCAUGGCAAGUGGAACCGUAUGUACCACCGAAAGCUGAAAAUGGUAUUGUCCCACGUAAUGCGCAUGGAAAUGUUGAUUUGUUUAAACCGUGCAUGCUUCCUAUAGGCUGUGCACACUUAUGUCUUUCUGGUAUGUUCUAUAUGGUUUCCUUUUUUUUAAAAAUCAUGUUUGAUUUCAUUUCAAUUUGAUCUUUCCAUCAUCAAAAGUAAUACAGAAUAAUUUCUCUACACUUUGUAGGCCUUUUUUUAAACGUAUCCGAAUUACGUUAUUUUGUGACUCAUUUUAUUUUAAAGAAUGAUUUCCUAUAAUAAAAAAGUGUUCGAUACAAUAGAACAUUAAGGAAUGUACCGCAAAAUGUAUUAAGUAACAUUAAUAAUGGAUAUAUUUUUUAUAUCCAAAUGAGUAGAAAAAUUGUAUUUCUGACGCUUCGUAACUUAGUGCAGGCCACUUCUUCAGAGUAAAUAAAUAACCGACAUUAAAUUAACAUAAAUACUAUAACAAAAAGUAUAUGCUUAUUAUUAACGUUUUACUCAAUGCUCAAUUUAUUUAAAACUAUCAAGUCCAACCUUGGCAUUGAUACUCAUGAAAUAAAAUUAUUUUGC
Molecule: messenger RNA, 4871 nt
Organism: Schistosoma intercalatum
Lineage: Eukaryota; Metazoa; Platyhelminthes; Trematoda; Strigeidida; Schistosomatidae
Source: the annotation of a GenBank genome assembly